Molecule: messenger RNA, 2783 nt
Organism: Fusarium verticillioides 7600
Lineage: Eukaryota; Fungi; Ascomycota; Sordariomycetes; Hypocreales; Nectriaceae
Product: adenosylmethionine decarboxylase
Exons: 2
Coding region: 953-2440 (495 amino acids)
Biological process (GO): spermine biosynthetic process; spermidine biosynthetic process
Cellular component (GO): cytosol
Molecular function (GO): adenosylmethionine decarboxylase activity
Source: RefSeq, a predicted model, not a curated record
AUUUUUCGUAAAAAAAAAAACCUGCAGUUUCUCGGCCCAGAAGCCGGGGACACGCUCUACUUCCCCGUGCGUCGCAGCCAUGUACAAUGACCUGGUAUUGGGCAGGAUUUGACGAGUCGCACUACGUAGCUCCCACUAAACUGUACCUUACAGCUCUGUUUAGGUUGGGCUGGGCCACCUGGGGAGAGAGAGAGAGCCUGAGAGGGAUAGUUAGCACCGCCUUAUUGAGACCUUAGCACAUUGGAUCGGGAUCCAAUGCAAAGAGAGAAAUUUUGUUCGUUCGUCUGCUCGCAGAAAAAAAUAAACCCCAACCCCUCCCACUUGUUGUCGACGAGGCCCAAAAUUCUCUCACCGACAGAGUAGCAAGCAUAAACAAACAAGCAUCAGUCACUUUAUUCUUUGGCAUUCCAUCUGUUUUGCUGUCCUGUACUCCAUCCAACUCGUCACUGUUUUUAUCCCUCUUCAUCGCUUCGCAUCCUCUGCUCACGCGACCGCAAACUUGGCUACAAGUUCAAUGUCGAAUAAACGUGUCUAAUCUCUCAAACAAUCGACGGUUCCUCUCGAUACCGUCACUGACCUUUCUUGGCUCCUUUACUGGGCUUCUAUGCGGCCGACGGAUCUUCUGCGCUUCCUCUUCUCUCGACCUUCCAAGCCCCGAUAGCACCCCUUCAACGAACAUCCACCGAUUCACAUCUCCCAAGCAACCCCUUCUGCCACAAUUCCGUCAAAAGAGCUCUACCACUUCAUCCGCUCGCGACCCCCCUAACGUCCCCGAGACGUUGUCCCCCGAUCGAUCGAUUGCUGCUGGCUCCGCCAGCAUCUGAACAAGUCCCCGUACCUGUGGGCCUACUCUCUCAAACAGACGCCGCAUAGUCUGUUUGAGCGGCAGCUAGUGCUCCGCGGACUCUGCCACCGGGCAAAGAACACUGAACCAACCGCCGCCGCCGCCAUCAUGACCUCCGUCCCGUACAACUGCACCUUUUCGCCCGCCUCGGCUACUCCUCAUCUCACCAUCAACCAUGAUGUAGCCGCCGACCUCGACUCGACCAACGCUUUUGAGGGUCCCGAGAAGCUUCUCGAGGUUUGGUUCGCUCCUAGUCCGACGACUCUGCCUCCUACUGCUCCUGCCAAUGGCCUCAAGGCUGUUCCGGCUGAUACCUGGGUUCCCAUGCUUGACAUGGUCAAUUGCAAGGUCUUGUCUGUUCUUGAGAGUGAAAUGAUGGACGCCUAUCUCCUCUCCGAGUCGAGCAUGUUUGUCUUUCCCCACAAGAUCAUUCUCAAGACUUGCGGAACCACUACCCUUCUUCUCGGCCUCCAGCGAAUGCUUCACAUUGCUGCCAAACACGGAUUCCCAUUCCACAACGCCAAUUCGGCUGACGACAUCCAAGCAGCCGCGACUCCAUACCGAGUAUUCUACAGUCGCAAAAACUUUCUCUUCCCCGAGAAGCAGCAGGGCCCCCACCGCAGCUGGAAGCAAGAGGUCAAGUAUCUCGACGACAUGUUCGACGGAGGUAGUGCCUAUAUGGUAGGCAAGAUGAAUGGCGACCACUGGUACCUGUACCUCACCUCACCCAACCAGCAAGCCCUCACCCCCCCUCGCACCCCCGGUGAGGUCGAAGGCACCAAGAUCCCCGUCGGGACGUCCUUCAAUGGACUGCCCAGCAGUUACCACGACGAGACGCUCGAAAUCCUCAUGACGGAUCUCGAUCCCGAAAACGCCAAGCAGUUCUAUCUGUCGCACGCGAGUGCGGUCGCCAGCGACAAGAUGGCUGCAGAGGCCAAGGAUGCACGCAAGGAGGCCAUCAACAGCCUUGGAGGGCUUGCCGAGACUGUUGACGAGGUUGAUGUUUUCGCCAACGACGACGACGACACCAUGCUCGACUCAAUCGAGGCUCUGACCACUGAGGGUCACGCACUGGGAACUGUCGUCUCGGAGAGUUGCGGCCUCUCCAGCGUCUACCCAACCAGCAAGUAUCCCGAUGCGCGAGUCGACGCAUACCUGUUCAGUCCCUGCGGCUUCUCUGCCAAUGGCGUCGUCCCUCCUGAGGCUGGCAAGGGUGAGCAUUACUUUACGGUUCACGUCACCCCGGAGCCUCAGUGCUCCUUUGCUUCAUUCGAGACCAACGUCCCUGGUGGUCAGAGCGGACGCACCACGACUGAGAUUAUUGAGCAUGUUGUCGACAUCUUCAAGCCCGGUCGUUUCAGCGUCACUCUUUUUGAAGCAAAGGGUGCUGCUCAGAACCCAUACUGCAUGGAUGAUGAUGACUCCAACAAUUGGGCUGCUAAGCGUCUUGUUGAUCCUGUCCGAGGAUACAGACGCAUUGAUCGUAUUGUUCACGAUUUCGAGGACUACGAUCUUGUCUUUCGCUUUUAUGAACGUGAAGGAUGGGCUGGAACCAAGAGCGCUCGUGUUGGAGAGCCAGUCAGUCCUACCAAGUAAUGCAUUUACUUGACUGUCGUUUUGGCUAACAACACUUGGACUCUCAUUUUGUCAAUUGGAGGAUACAAUGGAUGGCCCUGUCAUUUCCGGCCUAGCAUCAUGUACUUUGUCGUUCUUGAGAUACUUUCGCUCUUUGAGACCGCUUUUGAGAUCGCUUUUGAACAUAUAUUUUGAAUUGAGCAUUUUGCGACCCAACUGAAUGAUGCCCUGUAACUAUAAUCAGAACCUAAAAUUAGUGCAUGCACGCUAAAUCAAGCCUGUACCGGGUGCAGAAGGUGACAAAACUCUGUGAGAGUCAAAGUCUGCUGGACGUGCACGCUUGUGUCACAAUUUUGUCCCCCAA